Plenodomus lingam JN3 is the source of this 126-nucleotide messenger RNA. NCBI's taxonomy places the organism in Eukaryota, Fungi, Ascomycota, Dothideomycetes, Pleosporales, Leptosphaeriaceae. The record is from RefSeq and is a predicted model, not a curated record.
AUGAGGAAGGAGGUGUGCUGGACAGGAGGAAUAGAAGAGAAGAGGACCGAGGGGGGAAUGAAGAAGAAAAGGAUAUCUCGCAAACUUGCAUCCUUGGACACGAUUUCGUGUAGCCAGUCAACUUGA